Dentiscutata erythropus is the source of this 159-nucleotide messenger RNA. NCBI's taxonomy places the organism in Eukaryota, Fungi, Glomeromycota, Glomeromycetes, Diversisporales, Gigasporaceae. The record is from the annotation of a GenBank genome assembly.
GAAGAGAAAUGGUGGGGAGAAAAUAUUGGGAAAGAAGCAGCAGAAAAAGAAAGGGCAUGGUACAGAAAAUGUCAAGGAGUAAAUGAUAGAGAAUGUAUAUGUCGGGAAAAAGUAAUGUUUGGGAAAAGCAAGGAAGUAUCAGGAGAGGAAGUAUUAUAG